AUGCACACCCUCCUUCUCCUCCUUCUUCUCCCCCUAUCCUGGAUCCUCUACACCACCUACCACCUCUACCAAAACUAUCAAACCGCACUACAAACCCAGCUCCCCCUCAUAAUCCUUCCCUCCAGCCCGGACAAUCCCCUCUGGGUCCUCACGCAGCGCUUCAUCCUCCCCCUCAUCCGUCUCCUAUACGGCGAAUGCGAUAUCACGCGCUAUGGCAAACUGGGCUGGGAAUACUACGUCAAGUAUCGUGUGCAUAGGGAAAAGGGAGAUGCGGUUAUGCUGGUGACGCCGGGGUUUAACUGGGUUUAUGUUUGUGAGAAGGAGGCGUUUGUGGAGAUUUUUCGGAAGAGAGAGGGGUUUCCGAGACCGGCGGAGAUGCUGGCGAUGUUGGAUGUUUUUGGACCUAAUAUUUCUACCGCCAGCGGCGCAGACUGGCAGCGCCAACGGAAAGUCACCGGCGCACAAUUCAACGAACAAAAUAGCAGCACGGUAUGGAUCCAAGCACUAACCCAAGCAAACGAAGUACUAGAAUACUGGAAAACGCUACCAACACCCAUUCGUCGUACUCAUAAAGAUACGAGAACGCUAUCUCUUCAUGUGUUAUCGGGCGCUGGGUUUGGGAAGCCGUAUUCAUUUACAAAGGCAGCGGAAUCUCCUUAG
Messenger RNA from Botrytis byssoidea, 660 nucleotides. RefSeq lists its product as uncharacterized. Bases 1 to 660 code for a protein of 219 amino acids. Gene Ontology annotation, molecular function: heme binding; monooxygenase activity; oxidoreductase activity, acting on paired donors, with incorporation or reduction of molecular oxygen. The transcript is spliced from 3 exons. Lineage: Eukaryota; Fungi; Ascomycota; Leotiomycetes; Helotiales; Sclerotiniaceae. The record is from RefSeq and is a predicted model, not a curated record.